UGGAGGUGCGUGCCUAAAGCGCCGCCAUCUUGGAACAGGGCUAGCAGAGGCAGCGGUCAAUCUUCGCAAAUAUUCGCUGAAUUUUGGAUCGAUUUCCAAACGUAUUGAUUUGUUAAAAACGUCACACAUGUAGCUAUGAUACAGAGUGCUUGGAUAUUUUAAAACUGCUGGUUUUACUACCCAAAUACAAAUUGUACUUAAUGUUAUCAGCAGACGAGCUUCCGACAGAAGAUUUGUGAAUGAAAAGAUGCCGGACUUCUGUGCCGCGUAUGGAUGCUCUCAUGAGCGGAGCAUACAGACCAGAUCUCGUGGGAUCACUUUCCACAGGUAAGAUGUUUCCCAAAGACAACAGUCUAAAGAGACAGUGGGAACUGGCAGUGAAACGGGAAGGUUUUGUGGCAGCUGAGAGGUCCUUGCUCUGCAGUGAGCACUUCAAGCCAGAUGACUUUGACCGAACAGGGCAAAUUGUCAGGCUGAGACAUGGAGUCAAACCAUCUGUCUUUAACUUUCCAUCUCAUUUACAAAAGCAAGUACCAUCAAGGACAACAAAAGCCUCAAGGACAGCAGAAGAAAGCCUUCCAGUGGACUUGCCUCAGCAUUUCCCUGAAGCUGAACCUUAUUCUAAUGUUGACCACAAUUAUGCUUUGCCUGCUUCUCCCACUGUUCUAAAGGCCAAACUUAGUGAAGCUCUGGCUAGAGUGGAGAGUCUGGAGCGCGAGAAGAGGAAUAGCAUGAUCCGGGAGCGAAGGGCGAAGAAAAAUGUGCAUGCUCUUCUCAAGGAUCUGAGGGGGAAAAACCUCAUAAAUGAAGAGCUGAAAGACAGGCUUGAAUGCUACUCAGAUCUUCGGGUAGACCUCUUGUGGCGGAUUUCAGAAGGGAGAGAGUUCCAAAGAGUGGGGGCUGCGACACUGAAGGCUCUGUCACCAAAGGUACCCUGAUGCUGAUGAUUCCUGAGCUGCUCCAAGUCCAGCGGUAUGUUUGCACCUACCGGUUCAGCCAAGAUCACUUGGAGCUUCUCUUUAAUUCAAUCAGAGCAUCAGGGGGCUGGAACAACAAUCCCUCUGCCGGCCAGUUCCAGGGCAUCUUCCAGCGUCUAAUGGUCCGGUGUGGUGUCUCACCAAGUGGGCUAGGCAACGUGGAAGCACAGGAUGACACAGCGUCUCUGUCUGCUGUCCAGAUGUCCUCUGCCGAAACUGCAGACGAACUCCCUUCCCCGUUUGUUAACUUUGCGGCCCUCGUGUGUGACCACAGCUACCUUCCCACGCGCUUUGGUGGUCUUGUGGACAAUGCUCUGGUCUACAGCGCAGGGUUUUGUGUUUGUGGUUCGGUAGGUUCUAAGAAGGCUCUCUUACGAUGUGUGCCGUGCCAGCCUGGUGACAGACGGCGUACACUCUUCACAUGAUAAGAGCUACCACCUACUUGUGCUCAAAAAUAAUGGUGGGCUGAUGAUUCCAUCAGAAGGCACAGUCAAGGUGGUGAGAGCAGCAGAGCGGGUGAUUCGCCAGGUCCACUCAGAGCAAGCUCCUAAAGUGUCAGUGGUCAUGCAUGUGGUCCGUGAGGAGAUUGGCACAGAUGAUGUGUUUUUGCUCGGGGAACAUACUGGAGACACACAAUUUGGCAUUGACAACCACCAUUCUAACCUACUAAAACUAGUGGUGUCUGUGUUCCUCAAAAUUAGGCUGCACCACAUUGCAAAACUUACCUCACUAAAAUACCAGAGUGGCAGCACAAGAAAGAAACUGGAGGGAUUGUUAAUCUUCUUUCUCUUGAAUAUUUCAAAGUUCUGCCACUUAACCCUCUGGUAAUUCAAAGAACCUGUUUAGUUUGAAUAUUUGGAAUCAAUCAGAUCACUUAAUUAGUAGAGAUGGUGAUACUGAUCAGGGGGUGGUGGGAGUUUAGGAGCUGGACAGCCACGAGGAACAACUGUGUCCUGCAGCGUGCAACAAAGUCUGAGUCCUCAGGGGAGCCACUCAAAAAAAAUGGAAAGAAUGUGAUGGAUCCUGUAAGUUCCUGCGAGCUGUUCUGACGGUCUGAUAUUCAAAAAGGGUAGAGACAGCAGAUCCUAUAAUAAUAAUAUGAUGAUGAUGAUGAUGAUGAUGAUGAUAAUAAUGAUUGAUAUAUUAUAAUAAUAAUAACAAUAAUAAUAUAAUAUUAAUAUAUUAAUGAUAGCAAUAGCAAUAAUUAUAAUACUGGUAAUAAAAAUAAUAUAAUGAUAAUAGUAAUAACAAUAACAAAAUAAUAAUAAUAGUUAUAUAUAUAUAUAUAUAAACUAUUAUUAUUAUUAUUAUUAUUAUACUAAAAUGCAAUGUAUACCCAUCAAGCAAUGCUUUAAAUAAAGACCUGAACACACCUGAA
Messenger RNA from Dicentrarchus labrax (European seabass), 2355 nucleotides. RefSeq lists its product as uncharacterized. The transcript is spliced from 7 exons. Lineage: Eukaryota; Metazoa; Chordata; Actinopteri; Moronidae. The record is from RefSeq and is a predicted model, not a curated record. Bases 240 to 938 code for a protein of 232 amino acids.